AGUUACCAUUUCAUAGUCUCGCAACAAUGUUGGUCUACACUUUAAUGUAUUUGCUCUUUAUAAUUGGUCAAUGUUUAGCAUAUAACAGUCAAUGGGUGCCUAGUUUUUACUUGGGUACUUAUCCUGAAAGGUUUCAAACAUUAAGAAUGUCUCGGGGAUCGUGUAUUGUUUCUUUGAACACUUUUAGAACCAAACAUUAUAAUGUAGAAAUACCUUUAAUCAAUGGAUCGACACCAGCAGGUUUUUGUUCAAUAUUGAUUAACAGCAUUGAGAACUCAAGUCUAGCAAUAGCAAUAGAUCAAGGAUUGACAGACUUAAACAACAGUAUAAUGAAUCAAAGCAUCAAGCUAUUUAGAGUCAAGAAUGGAAAUUUGAACCUUAUCCAAGAUGUCUGUGGAUCAACUCGAUCAACUGAUUUUCCUGGUCUAACAUUGGCUGAAUCAAAUAUUGCAAUACUUUUAAUAAAAGCAGACCAAAGUAUUAAUUUUUCAUUAAGCGUAUACACUUAUCAAUCUUUAAAUAUUAAAAUGUAAACAGACUAUUUAUGAUAAAAAUAGC
Messenger RNA from Rhopalosiphum maidis (corn leaf aphid), 558 nucleotides. RefSeq lists its product as uncharacterized. The record is from RefSeq and is a predicted model, not a curated record. The coding region runs from base 27 to 533 and encodes 168 amino acids. NCBI's taxonomy places the organism in Eukaryota, Metazoa, Arthropoda, Insecta, Hemiptera, Aphididae. The transcript has 2 exons.